Molecule: messenger RNA, 450 nt
Organism: Staurois parvus
Lineage: Eukaryota; Metazoa; Chordata; Amphibia; Anura; Ranidae
Source: the annotation of a GenBank genome assembly
GGGUCACCAGGCAUCAGGUCAUUUGGCUCGACAGCGGGCACUGCGUCAUCUGGCAAGGCAGUGGGCUCCGAGUCAACAGGCACGACAGUGGGCACCGGGUCAUCAGGUACCGGAUUGUCUGGCUCGACAGCAGGCAUCGGGUCACCAGGUAUGACAGCGGGCACUGGGUCACCAGGCAUCAGGUCAUUUGGCUUGCCAGCGGGCACCGCGUCAUCUGGCAAGGCAGUGGGCACCGGGUCACCAGGCAUUGGAUCGUCUGGCUCGACAGCGGGCAUCGGGUCACCAGGCAUCAGGUCAUUUGGCUCGCCAGCGGGCACCGCGUCAUCUGGCAAGGCAGUGGGCACCGAGUCACCAGGUACGACAGCGGGCUCUGAGUCAAUUGGCACGACAGCGGGCACCGGAUCAGGUACCGGAUCAUCUGGAUCAACAGCGGGCAUCGAGUCAACUGGC